This is a messenger RNA of Ceratina calcarata, 5491 nucleotides long. RefSeq lists its product as uncharacterized. The record is from RefSeq and is a predicted model, not a curated record. Gene Ontology annotation, molecular function: peptide receptor activity; guanylate cyclase activity; adenylate cyclase activity. The coding region runs from base 268 to 4317 and encodes 1349 amino acids. Gene Ontology annotation, cellular component: plasma membrane. The transcript is spliced from 15 exons. Gene Ontology annotation, biological process: receptor guanylyl cyclase signaling pathway; cGMP biosynthetic process; intracellular signal transduction. NCBI's taxonomy places the organism in Eukaryota, Metazoa, Arthropoda, Insecta, Hymenoptera, Apidae.
CCCUCAAUUGGACAGAAGGAUUUCGCUCGAGUCGUAUCGUGGGCGAAGCUAAAAAAAAAGAUCAUCGCGAUCGUAAGAGACUCGGAGAGAGACUUGGUCGUCUCGUGGUAUAGGAAGAAAGGAACGGGCUCACUGAUUAGAGUCUGAGAUCUAGGUGGCACGUGUUGGUGACAAUCAGGGAUACUAUUCAACGUGAGCGUUGCAUCGUUCCGUCCUGAGACGUUCGAUUCUCCUUCGUAACGUGCGUCAAAAGAAGUCGUCGCGCCGAUGUCAAAGGCCUUCAUCCGCCCCGUCCUCGGUCACUUGGAUCCCCCCGGCAAGUCGGACAGGAACGAAAAUUAUAAUCCACGCAUGUCACCCCGUAAUGGCUCGUGCGUGGCGGAAGUGAGCUCGGUGAGAAGUCUGUCGUCGGACGAUGUCUCGACGACCAAGGCGAACCGGAAAAGAUCCUGCUGGGCACGUGCAACGGAUCCGGCCCAUCGCCGCGGACGCCGAAUCCAGCUGCUGCAAAUGCUGGUGCUACCGUUCAUACCGAUUCUAGCGUUGAUCGUUCAAACGGCGAACACCCUCCACGACAUCCUGAUCUAUCGGCAGGAGGUCUCCGACAUCGAGACACAGGUGACGAUCGCCACUGAUCUGGGAAAGGUCGUAACGCGAAUGCAGCUGGAGAGAUCCGAGGUCGCGUUCUUCAUUUACACCAACGGGAACACUCUCAGGUCGAACUUGACGCAGAGGUUCGCCAUAACCGAUCAGGCGCUGCACAAUAUGACUACGUGGCCCCUGGUCUCCGUGCCCCGGGACGAGAGCAAGACGCAGGCCUAUGACGUGGUCAGCAAAGAGGCCUUCCAAGCACGCCUCGAGGAUUUCAGGCAGAAGAUAAGCUCGGAGGAGAGCGUGAUGAUCACGGAGGUGAUGGCGUGGUACACGAGCGUGAACGCGGCGAUGCUGGACCAUCUGACUAAUCAGAUCAAAGAAACGGACAACAGCGGAGUUUGGAGGUAUUUGAUAGCUUUUAAAAAUUUGCUGAGGAGCAUCGAGAGCCUGGGUAUUGCUUCCGUGUACGGAAUCAAUUACUUUGGACGUGGAAUACUUCUGGGGGACAAUUACGUCAGCUACGUUCGCCACGAUGCCCUCGGACGUGAUCUCCUCAGCGGAUCUCUCACAUACGUGCCUUCCCUCAAAAACUUUUAUGCCGAACUCACCCGCACCAUGCCAGACUACGGGAGGAUCAAAUCUAGGCGAGACGAGAUCCUGCGUAACCAAAACCGGAAACCGAACAUAGAAGACGCGAUCGCUUACUUCGAUUCCAUGGCAACCUACGUGGACGAGCUGCGUAAACUCCAACGAGAAUUGCGACACAUGAUCAGGGAUUACGUGAACUUAACGUUGCAAGACGCGAGUAACAGAGAAGCCGCUGGGAUAGCCAUCGUCGUGUUGGUGCUGGUCGUUUCCCCUAUCAUUAUAAUACUAGUACGUAACGCGGUCGCAACGAUACAGAUGUACGCGGCCAAUUUGACCCAGAAGGCGCGAGAACUGAAGCAGGAAAAGGGCAAGAGCGACACGCUGUUGUUCCAAAUGUUACCGCCCAGCGUUGCUCAACAAUUGAAGCAGACUCAACAGGUACCGGCGGAGUACUACGAAGCGGUGACCGUGUAUUUCAGCGACAUCGUUGGAUUCACGGAGAUCGCCGCGGAGAACACACCUUUAGAAGUGGUCACGUUUCUGAACUCGAUUUACAAGUUGUUCGACGCCCGUAUCGAGUGUUACGACGUAUACAAAGUCGAGACCAUCGGCGACUCGUACAUGGUAGCUUCCGGGUUGCCCGUUAGAAACGGGGACAAACACGUGUCCGAGAUAGCAACGAUGGCCCUCGAUCUCCUCGAGGCAUCGUCGAUAUUUCAAGUGCCGAAACGACCAGGAGAGCGUCUACAGAUACGCAGCGGUGCGCACACGGGACCCGUGGUCGCCGGAAUCGUGGGAAGCAAGAUGCCCCGGUACUGCCUGUUCGGCGACACGGUAAAUACGGCCAGUCGCAUGGAAUCGACCGGGGAAGCUCUACGAAUACAUAUCAGCUUGGAAAUGAAAAAGGCUUUGGACGCUGUGGGCGGUUUCAAGAUUGCGCACCGUGGCCUGGUCGACGUCAAGGGCAAGGGACUGAUGGACACCUACUGGCUGGAAUGUAAGGACGGGGGGAUCGCGCGUGCCGCGGAAUUGGAUCAGCCGUCGUUCUUCGAAGACGUUCGACCAGUCUACAUACGUCGACUACGGGAGGAGGGUGGUCGCAAGAACCGUUUGUCCCAUCCGAAUCUACACAUCACCCCCGUGAAACCGCCGCCCCAGUCGCAGUCCAGCAUCGAGUCUCAGGAUUCGGCGACGUACGAGGGCACCCACUCGACGACGCCCUGCCCGCCAAGUUACUCGCCCGCGAGUCAACGAAGUCGUUACUCCCAACCGAAUCUGCCCACCCUUCUUAUAUCGUACGACCGAAGAUCCAGCGGCUCCCCCGACCGUCGCAUAAGGAUGUCCCAGCCGACGUUGAAUUACAGUUUCAGCGGGAUGAACAUCGCCGGGAUGACUCGCGGCUCCCGAUUGUCGUACACCAGCCUGAGGGCAGCGUCCGGAGACAACAGUAUCAACGAGGAGAGAUUGUCGGCGCCGAGUGUGCAGGGUUUCGGUGGAAGCUCGAGGGGCAGUUUGACGAUGGAAGUUCAAGGUUCCUCGAGGCUUUCUCAGCCGGACGUGAGGAGAUUCACUUUGCGGCAGGACGUAACGGGGAAACGGGAACGUCUCUCUCAGCCGACUCUGGUCACCGGCGACUAUCAUCCCGGCCGCGGUCAACAGAGGCUGUCUCAGCCCUGUCUGAGCUCCGGCAAAGACAUUCAUCUGCCCGCGAUGAUGUUCCACAGCCCCUCGCCGCCGCCUAUCAAGCACAAACGAUUCUCGCCGGGCAUACACGCCAGCCACAGGGAUCGUUUGUCGCAGUUGGACAUCGGCGCUAAGUACAGAAACUUCAAAGAGUCCGCGGGGACCAAGUUCAAUCGGGACAGAUUCUCUAUACCGGAACUCGAGACGCAAAACGAUCUGAAGCUGAUCGCCGGCACGCCGAAGCAGCGGUUUAGUCUGGACAGUCAACUGACGCGUAAUCAAGACAUGACACGGUCGAGAUUGCUGCCGAUUGCCAGUUCGCCUAUCAGUGAACACCAUCCCAGAAUCGACGAGCAUCCGGUGAUCCCAAGCGCGAGGAUCUCCGGCGGCAGGAGUCCCACCACGGAAGGCCUCGGAAGAGUGUUGAUGGCUAGCACCACGCCGAUACUACCGCCGAGCGAGCGGCACUUGCUGACCGCCGAGCUGAGCAGGGUAGUGUCGAUCACUUCCACGGCGUCGACUAUGACCCAGCAGAAGACCACGAUGAGCAGGCUUCACAGAUCUGUAUCACCGAUUCCCAACAGGGAGAGGAUGUCGGUGCCGGAAAUAAGGAACUCGAGUCUGCGCCGAUUGCUCGAUCCGCCGACCAGGCAGAGGCACAGCAUCACGGGCAACCUGAGGCAGAGCAUCUGCUCGCCGAUAAGGCCUCUCGACCUCGGCAGAAAGUCGCCGAAGCAUCUGUUCGAGGAAGCCCUGGAGAGAUUCCGGAAGGACGAGAAGGAGGAGAACCGUAAAAACGAGACGUCGAGCUCGCAGACGAUCAUCAACAUCGUCGACGCCGAGCCGAUGAAACACAUCCAAAGACACUAUUCGUACACGUACGAGAGCACGGACGACACCGGCUCGUUGUUCGACAAGCUGAACAUGUCCGUGGUACCGAAGAAGAAGUAUCUGGAGAGCAACUUCGACGAGAACGAGCAGGUGAUCACGACGGUAAUCGAAACGGACGUGCCGAUGAUCAUCGCGAAUCCGAAGUACUCGAAGAAGUCGCCGUACUCGAGCGAGACGCCCAAGUGGAUCAAGAAGUACCUGGAGAGUGAGAGCCCAAAGCGCGGUAGGAAGGCGACGAGCAACAAGGAGAGAGUGUGUAGAAAGGACAGCCGCAGGAAGAACUCAUUGGAAUCGGUGGACGACGAAAAGAUUACGGACAAGACUAAAGUUCGUUCGAAGUCGGUCAGCAGCGGUGAGAGAAGUCCGAGGAACGUCGGCGCGGUGCAGUCCGAGGUGAAAAACAUGAAGAACACGUACGUGACCAUCGUGCCCUCGAACAGGACUCGGGAGAACAAGUACGAGGUAAAGGUGGAAAGUAACUGGCUCGAUGGUAACGUUCGUGGACUGUACGACGAGGAUGAAUGCGACGACACGGACUCCGACGAUUCCACAUCCAUAUAAAUAUACUCAUUGAACGCACGAUUCUCGGGGACGCAUCGUCGUCGAGGUGGAAUUUGAAGUUAAUUCUGAAAAGCUGAUUCUUCCGAUAGCUCUAUACGUCUCCCGGAUUUACCUCUGCAUUUUGUCAAACGGCAACGUUCAAGGAUCGAAACAACGAUACUGACGAUGAAAGAUGAAAAGAAAAAAGAAAUUUGUUCAGCUAAACUACGAAUUGGCGCAGUGAGAAAUUUGAACAAAAAUUUUAUGUUCUGUACUUAAACCAUGGAAAUGUUAUGAUUUUUAUGCAGAACGAUAUUUUUCACUGGUUACCAGAUCGGGGGAAAUCGCGUCGAUAGGAAUCAAGCUUGAUCAGCCUAAAGUACACACCUGAACAACGGAACACUGAAAACCUGACACGUCUAAUUCGAAGUAUUUUCUCACGUUACUGUAUAUACCGUGAAUCGCCGCGAACGAACAAUUACAGAUGCAAAUACUUAAAUUGUGUCCAAUCAUUGUCUUUGCUGAAUUUCAAACGUAGAUUCAACGCGUUAGUUUCUUAUUUUAUUAUUUCAACGAAACAGUAUGUCGUUACUACCCGAGAUUCGUAUGCGACGCGUAACACUUCUCUUGGGCCCAUAGAUCGUUCGGGAUGCGUGUUCUCUCGUCGAUAUACCACCGACUUUGGAUCGUAAUGAUUUUAGGGGAUGUGCGCCGAAAGAAAAUAUUCAUUUUCUUUUAUUCUGUACUAGUCAUCAAUGAGAUUCACACGCGAAUCCAGUCAGAGUUAUCUAUUAAUGAAUUUUAACUCUCAGAGUGAAUAUCCUGUGGGAACGGAAUAUCCUGUUAAGCGAGGAAUCGAUAUUUAUCCGUUUUAAAAAGAAAUUAUGAUACACUCGCGUGUAGAAGACUCGUGUUUCGCAUGAACGUUACGUCGUAUAAAUAUGUACUAGAAAAGUUAUGAUAUUAUAACGAUGAAACGUAAUCGAUGUGAGAGUCGUAAUAUCGUCGUGAACUCGGUGUGAAUGUAUGUAAUAUCGCGCUCGUGAAUGUGAAAUUUAGUUACUGUUCAUCGUUAGCACGUGAAAGGAAAAAUGUAGCUCUUUAUGUAUGUCAUUAAAUAUAUAAAAGAUGUUAUACAUUCAAAUGUAACCGACAUGUAUUUAAUUUUUAAUAAACACGAGUUCUUUGUAUACUA